Aspergillus luchuensis is the source of this 240-nucleotide messenger RNA. RefSeq names its product RAMP4 family protein. The coding region runs from base 1 to 240 and encodes 79 amino acids. NCBI's taxonomy places the organism in Eukaryota, Fungi, Ascomycota, Eurotiomycetes, Eurotiales, Aspergillaceae. Gene Ontology annotation, cellular component: endoplasmic reticulum. The record is from RefSeq and is a predicted model, not a curated record. The transcript is spliced from 3 exons.
AUGGCUCAAACUCCCCAGCAAAGGAAGGCCAACGAAAGGUUCGCGAAGCAGGAAUCUGCAAAGCGUGGUAAAGGCAAGACAGUUGUCAAGUCAAAGCAGACUCCAAGGUCGCCUGUGUCCACUGUGUGGGUGGCCAUUCUCGCGUUCGUUGUCUGUGGAGGAAUCUUCCUUGAAGUUCUAGGGAUCGUACCGAAGCUUUGGUCCACCGUGGUCGCAAGCGUCAGCCGCUUAAUACUUUGA